This is a messenger RNA of Fusarium tjaetaba, 1968 nucleotides long. Its product is annotated as major facilitator superfamily transporter. Gene Ontology annotation, biological process: transmembrane transport. NCBI's taxonomy places the organism in Eukaryota, Fungi, Ascomycota, Sordariomycetes, Hypocreales, Nectriaceae. Gene Ontology annotation, molecular function: transmembrane transporter activity. The transcript has 2 exons. Bases 1 to 1968 code for a protein of 655 amino acids. The record is from RefSeq and is a predicted model, not a curated record.
AUGGCUUCUAUCAUGUCUGCCCCAGACUACUCUAUGGCUGCGACGAGUCGUUCGCACCUGAGUGUACGUCUGCCUAAAGAAACUCUUUACUCGUCUUUGAGGGAAUCUUCUCGCUACUUUAACUUUGACUCAGAAACAGCCAAGCUUGCUCGAGAUGCUGAUGAGUGGCUUGCAACGCAUCCCAACGGUUCGGGAUCUAAGGAGAAAGAUGUCAACGGUAUAAGUCGACCUUCGUCAAUUGCCCCAAGCAACUUUAGUGUUCGAUCUUUACCAGCAGACUACAGUAUGCCAGAGUAUCAUGGUAGAGACUUUCCUCAUCCUGUCAUGGGCUCAGUGCGUCACAACUCGAUUAGACCUCGAUCUGCUGCUCCAACAGAGAGCACUGAGAAGCUUCGCUCAUCCCCUCCUGUGGACAGUGUUGAGCCCACGGGCCCUGAUCAAGAGUACCCUACUGGAGUGAAGCUCGCCUUGAUCACCCUCGCUCUCUGUCUCGCCGUCUUUGUCAUGGCCCUAGACAACUCCAUCAUUGCAACCGCAAUUCCCAGAAUCACCGAUGCCUUCGAAAGUCUCAACGACGUGGGGUGGUACGGCUCAGCAUACAUGCUCACAACGGCCGCACUGCAACUGUUCUUUGGUAAACUGUAUACCUACGGCAGCAUCAAGUGGACCUUUCUGUCAGCCAUUGCUAUCUUUGAGGUCGGUAGCCUCAUCUGCGGUGUCGCCCCCGACAGUGUCACCCUCAUCGUGGGACGAGCUAUCGCCGGCGUCGGUGGCGCUGGCAUAUUUGCUGGUGCGCUCACCAUCCUUGCCUUUUCUGUGCCUCUUCACAAGAGACCUAUCUAUACAGGUCUUGUCAGUGGUAUGUGGGGUAUUUCUUCCGUCGCUGGGCCUCUGCUUGGUGGUCUCUUUACAGACAAGGUUUCAUGGCGUUGGUGUUUCUACAUCAAUCUUCCUAUCGGCGCCAUCACCGUCGUUGUCAUUCUCUUCUUCUUCCCCGAGCCCGAGCGUGAUAUCGAGCCUGCGACAUGGCGCGUUCGCUUCUGGCAGCUUGAUCCUAUCGGGACUGCCAUCUUUAUGCCCGCCAUCGUGUGUCUUCUGCUGGCUCUGCAAUGGGGUGGUGUCGACUACGACUGGGAUGAGUCAGUCAUCACGUCCCUCUUCAUGCUGGCUGCCUUUCUUCUCAUCUUGUUUGUCUACGUGCAGUACAAGAUGGACGAAAACGCCACUGUGCCUCCUCGUAUCUUCAAGAAGCGCACCGUCUGGGCUGGCGCCUGGUUCUCAUUCAAUACGGGCGCUUGUUUCCUCACUGCCAUGUACUUCCUGCCAAUUUGGUUCCAGGCAGUACAAGGACAAAGCCCUAUCAUGUCGGGCGUGAGAAACCUUCCGAUGCUUCUCGGCAUCGUUCUCUGUGCCAUGGUCGCUGGUGCAGCCGUCACUGCCUGGGGCUACUACACGCCCUUUAUGAUUGCCGGCUCUGUCCUCAUGGCCAUCGGCUUCGGCAUCAUCACCACAUUUGAAGUCGAAACAUCAACAGCCAAAUGGAUAGGCUACCAGCUCAUCGCCGGCAUUGGCGUAGGCGUUGGUCUUCAGCAAUCUCUCAUCGCCGUCCAAGUCGUCUGCGAAAUGGUCGACGUCCCCACAGCCACAGCCCUCAUCGUCUUCGCUCAAACCCUCGGCGGUGCGCUCUGCGUCACUGCUGGAAACACUGUCUUUACCAACACGCUCAUCAACAAGAUCAAUGAGCAUGUGCCCGGUCUAGACCCGCACUUUGUCAUUGCGACUGGUGCGACCAACAUUCGCAGUGUGAUCAGAGAGGAGUGGCUUGAUGGAGUGAUUCUCGCGUACAAUGACGCGCUGACAACGAGUUUCUAUGUUGGUGCUGGAACCGCGUCGGCAACGAUCAUUGGUGCGCUGUUGGUGGAGUGGAGGAGCGUCAAGGGUCAUGAAAUUGAGAUGGGAGCGGCUUAG